Messenger RNA from Anopheles maculipalpis, 1182 nucleotides. It is a transcript of the gene Dpit47, whose product is annotated as DNA polymerase interacting tetratricopeptide repeat-containing, protein of 47 kDa. The record is from RefSeq and is a predicted model, not a curated record. NCBI's taxonomy places the organism in Eukaryota, Metazoa, Arthropoda, Insecta, Diptera, Culicidae. Gene Ontology annotation, molecular function: Hsp90 protein binding. The transcript has 2 exons. Bases 1 to 1182 code for a protein of 393 amino acids.
AUGGAAGAAAAGCAAACGAAAAAGGUACUUACCGACCAGGAACGGCUCGAUUUAGCAGCCCAGCUAGAUGAAGACCUCGAUGUGUUCAUCAACUCACUCGAGAAACGACGCUACACCGAAGGAUGGCCCGAAGAUCGCUGGGAAGAAGAGAUGGCAAAGCAUCCGUUUUUCAUGAAAAAAUCCCCCGAGCCGGGCGAACAGCUUAGCCCGCUUAUGGAAGGCCUGCAGCAACUGAAGUACGAUCCACAAGAAAACACAGAACAGGAGCUUGCCGAUACAUACAAAGAGGACGGACGGUUCUACAUGCAGCAUCGCAAGUUCCGAAUGGCUGUGCUAAGUUACACCGAAGCACUCCGGUACAAGGUCGGUGAUGCCUCGUACAAAGCGGUUCUGUAUAAUAAUCGUAGCGCAGCAAACUACUUACUCCAAAACUAUCGCUCUUCUCUGCAAGAUGCACAGAAAGCGUUGGAGUUGAAUCCCGACUACGAUAAGUCUCGGUGGCGUGCAGCUCAAUGUGCUGCAGCACUCGAUCGUUUCGAUUUGUGCGUUGAACUGUGCGACACAAUACUGCAGCGAGAUUCCACGAACAGUGGCGCGAUCGAACUGCGAAAAUCUUGUCUUGGACGGAAAGUGGCAAAACUUCGUGACAGCCGGAAGGAAGCUCGCCAGCAGCGGGAAAAGGAACAGAAAUGGGACCGGCUCGUAGCUGAGUUGGAGAAACGGAUGGUAAAGUUCGAGGAACGGGAAGCACUGGAGGAUGAGCGUCAGCUUCGGCCACGUUUGGCACCGUUGGAAGAUUUUAUGGUAUCGUGCAAUGAAAGGGGUGUCCUGUCCUGGCCGGUAGUGUUCUGCUAUCCAGAGUUUCUAACGACCGAUUUUCAGCAGCAACUUCUGGAAACGAUUACAAUGCAAGAUGUACUGGAGGAACUAUUCGAGGAACCACUCAUGUACGAAAAAGCAGUAUUGUACCUGGCAAACGAUGUAAACGUGUACUACGAAAAUAGGAUUCUUGGCCUUCCCUACAUGGUUGACAAGAAUAAAACGAUCCAGGAGAUUGUAGCGGAACGGACGUUCGUCGUGUACCAUGGAACGCUUACGUUUUACAUCGUGGCGAAAGGAUCCAAGCACGAGGAAGCGUUCGUUAAUCAAACAAGGACACCACUUACAAUAAAUUAUUGGUAA